CGGCAGGGAUCCCGCACGGAAGCACAAUCUUUCACCGCGGCGUUUCUGGACCAUCAACAGUGGCCUUCUUUCCGUUCAAUUUCAACGAUAAGACGAAAGCCAAGAUGGCCGGGACUGGAGCAGAAUCUAUCUGGGAUGUGAUAACCCAAGAGCCGCAAAUAUUCCCCGGAUUCUGUGAGCGAGAAGUUCUUGACAUACCCAGCAUAUCAGUAGUCCAGUACAUGCACUCUGAAAUUCUGGAUCCGCCCUCGCUGUUGGCACACAAGAAUGACUUUCUCACAAAGGGGCUCCGAAAGUUACUGGAUUUAGGGGAUUCUAACAGGCACACAAACAACAAAAGCCUUCGUUGCGACCAUUGGGCGAAAAUUGCAGUGUUUUGUAUAGAAUUUGGCGCGGAUCCUCAUGCCAAUCCUGUUCUGACCUCAGAAGUCAGACUUGCCCUCAAAUCUUUACCGAACCCGACUUCGAUUGUCAAGAAGCUGAUACAGCUGAUAGAUGGUGGUGGGAAGAAGACAGCCGUAGUCCCCAAACUCUCGAAGUUUCUGAACAGUAUAGCCUGCUGGAAGGCCUGAAUGCAAUGUAAAAGAAUAAGUUGACUGGUGUCGUAAUGGAGCCGUAUAUCCCCA
Messenger RNA from Paraphaeosphaeria sporulosa, 626 nucleotides. RefSeq lists its product as uncharacterized. NCBI's taxonomy places the organism in Eukaryota, Fungi, Ascomycota, Dothideomycetes, Pleosporales, Didymosphaeriaceae. The record is from RefSeq and is a predicted model, not a curated record. The transcript has a single exon. The coding region runs from base 105 to 572 and encodes 155 amino acids.